GAAAAAUUGUGAGUUCAGUCAAAAAGAAAAAGGCAGCAUAUGUUGGAUUUAGGAAAUUGAAGACAGAACCCUUGAAGAAUAUAAAGAAAGCAGGAAAGAAUGGGAAGAUGGAGUUAAGAGGGCUAAAAGUAGCCAUGUAUAAUCUUUGACAAGUAGAAUUAAGGAAAAUCCCAAGGCAUUUUAUAUGUUUAUAAAUAGCAAAAGGGUAGUUAGUAAACAGGUAGGUUCACUCUGGGACAAAGGAGGGAAUUUAUGUUUGAGCUAGAGGAAGUGAGUGACAUCUUUCACGAAUAUUUUGCAUCAUUACUCACGAAGGAGAAGGACAUAGUGGUUGGUGAGUUUCAGGAGGGGUAUGUUGAUAUAAUAGGAUGAGGUAUUAUAUAAAAACAAAGGAGGUGUUGGGUGUUUUAAAAAGCAGUAAGGUAGACAAGUCACCAGGACCUGAUAGAAUCUGUCCCAUAAUACUAAGGGAGAUGAGGGAGGAAAUUGCUGGGCCUUGUAUAAAUCUUUGCAUCCUGUUCGUCCAGGAGAGGUCCCAGAGAACUGGAGAAUAGCUAAUGUUGUCCCUUUGUUUAAGAAGGCCAAUAAGGAAUAUACAGGAAGAUAUUGGCCAGUGAGCCUUAUGUCUGUGGUAGAGAAAUUAUUGCAGAGGAUUCUUAGGGAUUUACUCACAUUUUGAAAAAUAUAGACUUGUUCAUGUGAGGAUGCAUGGCUUUGUGUCAGAAGAGUUGCUUCUCACAAAUUUGAUUGUGUUCUUUGAGGAAAUGAUAAAGAUAAUUGAGGGCAGGGCAGUAGAUGUUGUCCAUAUAGACUCUAGCAAGGCCUUUGACAAGGUCCCUCAUGACUGAUUCAAAAGGUAAAAUGACAUGGGAUCUAUAGUGAGUUGGAAAAUGGAUGCAGAACAGGUUUGGUCUUAGAAGGUGGAGAGUGGUGAUGAAAGGGUGCCUUUCUGACUAGAGAUCUGUGACCAGUGGUAUUCCAGAGGCUGGGACCCCUGUUGUUUGUAAAAUACAUAAAUGAUUUGAAGGAGAAUGUAUAUGACCUGACUAAUAAGUUUGAGGACACAAAGUUUGGGGGGGGGCUGUAGAUUGUAAGGAAAUUGCCAGAGGAUACAGCAGGAUAUAGAUGUGCUAGAGAUUUAGGCAGAGAAAUGGCAGAUGGAAUUUAGUCUGGACAAAUGCCAGAUAACACAUUUUGGAAGGUCUAAUACAGGAGUGAAUUAUACUGCACAGCCCAUACCUACAACCAACAGGACCAACUUUAUAUAUAAAAUACCAUGUGAAGACUGUCACCUGAGGCAAACUGGAAGGAAAUUAGCCAUCAGGGUACACGAAUACCAACUAGCCACCAAGAGACAUGACCAACUAUUACUUGUACCUAUACACAUGGACAAUGAAGGACGUUAAUUCAACUGGGACAACGUAUUCAUCCUAGGACAAGCCGAACAGAGAUAUGCACGGGAAUUCCUGGAAGCCUCGACCUCAACCCGGAAUUCCAAUGUGCAGAGUUAGACCCCAUAUACCAAUACUAAGAAAAAGAACCAACAACAAAACCAGAAAUGACACCACCAACCCCAGUAGACCCAGACACAUGAGUAGCAGGUGGGAUAGAAAGCCAACACUUCACCAGAGGCGCACUGUUGAUGUUACCUAGAAUGGUGGUGAAAUGUCUGCCAACAAGCUUACCAGCUCAACGAGCAAGGAUGAAAAAGAAAUUCUAUUCCUGGGAAGAAUGCAUGAAUCUCAGGGAAGUUAAGUUUUCUUUUACAGUCACUUAAGAAGUUAAAUCAUGCAAAUGUUAUCAAGCUGAAAGAAGUUAUAAGGGAAAAUGAUCAUCUUUACUUUGUUUUUGAAUACAUGAAAGAAAACCUAUAUCAACUAAUGAAAGACAGAAACAAAUUAUUUCCUGAAUCAGUCAUUAGGAACAUCAUGUAUCAGAUAAUACAAGGACUUGCGUUUAUCCAUAAGCAUGGAUUUUUUCACCGUGAUAUGAAGCCUGAAAACCUGCUGUGCAUGGGUCCAGAGCUUGUCAAAAUAGGAGAUUUUGGAUUAGCCAGAGAGAUUAGAUCACGUCCACCAUAUACAGACUAUGUAUCCACACGAUGGUAUCGUGCUCCUGAAGUGCUAUUGCGAUCCUCUGUUUAUAGCUCUCCAAUUGAUAUAUGGGCUGUGGGCUGCAUUAUGGCUGAACUGUACACUCUGAGACCACUCUUUCCAGGGACCAGUGAAGUGGAUGAAAUCUUUAAAAUUUGUCAAGUGUUAGGCACACCAAAGAAAAAUGAUUGGCCAGAAGGUUAUCGGCUUUCACUUGCUAUGAAUUUCCGAUUUCCACAGUGUGUACCCACACAUCUGAAGACAUUGAUUCCCAAUGCUAGUGAUGAAGCAAUACAACUAAUGAAAGACUUACUACAUUGGGAUCCGAAAAAAAGGCCAAAUGCCAGUCAAGCACUACGAUAUCCAUAUUUCCAAGUUGGCCAAUCUUUAGGUAAUACAGUGCAAUAUGUGCAACGGUCAAAGUUACAGAACAAAAUGGCUCAGCCAACAGAACUCAAGCAAGUAACUUUGCCAAAGUAUGAAUCUCUGCCUCAGUCUCCACAGUCUGUACUUUCUUCUCAACCUCCGCUAAACAGAACUCAUCAACCAUUUCAACAGGUGCAAAUGCCGUUGCAGACUGUUAACCGAGAACCUCAAAAAGAGAUGUUCAAAUUCAAACAAACCAUUCUUCCCUCCAUCAUUAACAACACCUAUCAGAAUCCAACAUCAGGAACUAGCAAUAAUGCAGCAGGUUUUAAAAGUGGCCGACGGCGCUGGGGUCAAACUGCGCUGAACACUAAGGACAGUUGGGAUAGUUUUCAAAAUUCUGACUUUGGACUGCCAUACUCUAAAGAAUCUAGUAUGAUACCAGUAAAAGAAAAAUCCAGCAAUGAUUCUCUUCAAAGGAUGGCUGAGCACAAUCAACAAAACUAUAACAUUGGAGGAAACAAAACGGUUCCAAAUACCACCAUGAUGAGACUGGAUUCUGGAUUAUCUACAUCUUCAGCUAGGCAACACUAUUUGAGGCAGUCAAGAUACCUUCCAGGAGUGCAUCCCAAGAAUACAUCAGUUAUAGCAAACAAAGAUACCAGCAGGGCACAAGGAAUUAUUGGUGGAGAGUUUUCUAUUGGAAGGGUUCAUGCAGGAAAGCUGGAAGUUUUUAAUCCUGAUUAUAAUUCAUCUCGAGGUUAUAAUCCAUCCUUUCUGAAGAAGGAGGUUGGGUCAGCAGGGCAAAGACUGCAGUUUGUUCCUAUUGGAGGAUCCACAGGCAACUACGAUGCAUGGAAAACCAAAAUAACCAGGUCUCAGCUCCCAAGCUCCAACUACAACUCUGCUACGAAAAAAUCCCCAGGAGUUUUAACUCAUCCACCGACCAUUGAGUCAGUACAUGGAAGAACUGAUUGGACAACUAAAUAUGGUGGCCGUAGAUAGACCAUCAACACUCUGUGCUAUCAACCCCUACUGACCAUCUUGAACUGGGAACUACUGCUAGCCCAAAUGAAACCGCAGCGUCAAAACUGUCUGAAAACUGUAAAGAUUGUAAAACCAAAUCAUAUGAAACUAUUUCAUUUAGGAUGGUAUUAUUUAUGAUUGAUUGUUCAUGGAUUAUUUUCUACCUUGGAAUCAAGUGGCUCUUCUCAAAUUUCAAAAUGUAAUAGUCUGUUUACAUUUAAUUAGUCAGGCAAUGACUGGAGCUCUAGACUAUGCAAUGUUCCCAGUAGAAAUUAAUUUAAACAUUUUAAUAUUUAAAUAUUUUUAUAAUUGGUUUUAUUUAUAUAAUGUGCCUUGUGGAUAUUAUAACAUUAUGACUUUUCUUGACAUUGUACCUAGUAUUUGAGAAUCUAGAACAGAUCUUGAUGGUCCUCGUACACUAUAAAAGGGAGCUUUGGGAACUUUACCAAUGAUGAUGCUUCUUUACAACAGACUGGAAUGAAUGGUGCCAAGAAGUCAAAGAAUCCAAGUCAACUUAUUAGAAUGUAAUAUUUGUUUCUUGUUUCAUUAUUUAAAAAAAUAGAGAUCAGUAUUUCUUGUUUCAAAAAAAAAUGGAAGAACUCAGAUGCUGGAAAUCAGAAACAUAAACUGAAAUUGCUGGAAAAUCUCAGCAGGUCUGGCAGCAUCACCAGACCCGAAACAUUAACUCUGAUUUCCCUCCACAGAUGCUGCCAGACCUGUUGAGAUAUUCCAGCAAUUUCUGUUUCUGUAUCAGUGUUUCUUGCCCAGAUUUGCCCAGGAGUUUUAGGCACCAGAGGAAGAGCGACUGAUCAUCAUAUCAGAUAACAAAAAAAUUCUUAAUAGCUGCAUAUUCAGCUUCUUAAAACCUAGUUCUAUGUUUAAUGUAUGUCCUUGCUCAGAAAGUCUCACAUUUCUUCAAUAAUUUGUUUGAAGUGCAGUAAUUUCUGUAGUUGUUAAUAUACAAUUAAAGUAAUAA
Messenger RNA from Hemiscyllium ocellatum (epaulette shark), 4461 nucleotides. Its product is annotated as serine/threonine-protein kinase MAK-like. The record is from RefSeq and is a predicted model, not a curated record. Lineage: Eukaryota; Metazoa; Chordata; Chondrichthyes; Orectolobiformes; Hemiscylliidae. Gene Ontology annotation, cellular component: nucleus; cilium; cytoplasm. Gene Ontology annotation, molecular function: ATP binding; protein serine/threonine kinase activity. Gene Ontology annotation, biological process: cilium assembly; intracellular signal transduction; intraciliary transport. Bases 1857 to 3464 code for a protein of 535 amino acids. The transcript has 13 exons.